AUGACAACCACAAAUCUUCUGUUUGUCAAGACAAAACAGCCUCUAGCUCAGUCGAAGCCAGAGGAAGUAAAAAAGUGUUUAACCUGUAACAUAACGUUUGAGGAUUCCAAGUCACAGAAGGCCCACUUCAAGUCAGAGUGGCAUCUUUAUAACAUUAAGAGAAAAAAUUCGCAAUUGGGGCCCAUUUCGUACGACGAUUAUGUAGAAAUAAAAAAUCAGCUUCAGGAGAUGAUCUCCGCGAAGAAUGAGAAGAAUGCCGGCAAGAAUUCACAAAACAACCCCAAAACAGUGGAUUUUAAAGCGAAGGCUGGGGCCGACGGCAUAAAGAGCCCAGAAAAGUACCAAAAGCACAUGGAGUUUGACCCGAAAAGAUGUUUAUUUAAUAGUGUAGUAAGUAAAUCGAUAGAGGAGAAUGUAAAAUACAUGGAAACACACUACACCUUCUUUCUGCCGGAGAAGGAGUACAUAGCGGACCUGGAAGGGCUCCUGAGACACAUACACAGAAAGAUCUACGAAGAAAACACGUGCCUGUAUUGCGACAGACUAUUCUCGGACCAGUACGCAACGUUGCAUCACAUGGAGGCGAAGCAACAUCACAAGAUCAACGACGACAAAUUUGAUCAAAUAAGCAGCUACUACGACUUUGUAAACUCGUACGUAAACCUGAUAAUGGAAAGUAGUAGCACACCAAAAACAAACACAGAUUUAACACCCUCUAACGCAGAAGACGAAGAAGAAGAAUGGGAGGACUUGUUCUCAACAACAAGUUCGCCGACCAGAGUGGAAGAUUUAUUGACAACAUACGGAAUAAAAAGAGCUUACAUAAUGGAAAACGGAAACCUGAGCCUGCCAAACGGAAAGGAAGCAGUGCACAGAGAACUGUCGUACGUGUAUAAGCAGAACCUGGUGCUGAGGAACCCCUUCUCACUAAAGAAAAAGGAGGACAACUUCAAGUUUAAGAAAAAGUCGGAAAAGAGACAAAUAAUACUGUCACAGAAACAACAGCAGUACCGAGUGGGAAAAAGAGACCUAAACGUAGCGCUGAAGUCGUAUAAACUAUUUGUGCCGGUGAGACAGGACCUGUGCUUCGGAUAA
Molecule: messenger RNA, 1095 nt
Organism: Theileria orientalis strain Shintoku
Lineage: Eukaryota; Apicomplexa; Aconoidasida; Piroplasmida; Theileriidae
Exons: 1
Coding region: 1-1095 (364 amino acids)
Biological process (GO): ribosomal large subunit biogenesis
Cellular component (GO): preribosome, large subunit precursor
Molecular function (GO): zinc ion binding; nucleic acid binding
Source: RefSeq, a predicted model, not a curated record